Molecule: messenger RNA, 2660 nt
Organism: Tarenaya hassleriana
Lineage: Eukaryota; Viridiplantae; Streptophyta; Magnoliopsida; Brassicales; Cleomaceae
Product: 65-kDa microtubule-associated protein 9
Exons: 16
Coding region: 225-2021 (598 amino acids)
Biological process (GO): microtubule cytoskeleton organization
Cellular component (GO): cytoplasm; spindle
Molecular function (GO): microtubule binding
Source: RefSeq, a predicted model, not a curated record
UUCUCCCAAAGUUUUUCCUUUUUUCCGGGGGUUAAAGGCUAUGCCCAAAAAAAAAAAAAAAAAUUCCAACCAAACGUUUUCCAGGAAAACAGCAGCUGUUUUCUAAAUCCAGGCUUUAUCUUCACGAUAGCUGUUGAAAAAUCGGGUUUUUUUCCCCGCUCUUUGGAUUAUUAACGCGUACAAACGCGUCGAUGUACAGUUUUGGGUUUACGGAGUUGUGAAGGAUGGAUUUUUGUAUCGACGAAAACAUCCUGGAACAAGUCACAAGAGUUGUGUCGGAUUCGAACAAUGAAGAAAAUGAAUGGUUUGAACGGCUACUUUGCCGACAAAAAGGAGUUCAGAGAAUGUCCGAAUCUCAGAAUGCUCGUGUUCUUCGUAUCGAAACCAUGUACGCAUCACUUCUGGACGAACUUCAGAUGGCAUGGGACGAAGUCGGGGAAAUGGAAGAGGAGAGAGAGAAGACGAUGCUUGAGAUUGAAAAUGAAUGCAGGGAAGUUUACAAAAGGAAGAUCGAUGGCGUGAAGGAAGAAAUGACUCGGCUAAGACACGCCAUUGCUGAUUCUGAAGCUAAACUCAUGUCCAUCUGUUCUGCAAUGGGGGAAUCCCCUUUGUACGGUAGACAGUCUGAACAAAGCGGAAGAAGCUUAAAAGAAGAGAUGGGAAGGAUUCUUCAGCAAAUUGAGGAUAUGCAGAAGAGGAAAUCAGAGAGAAGGAAUCAGUUCAUUCAAGUCCUAUGCGAUAUACAAUGCGUAUCAGACGAGAUUAAUGGCAGAUCGGAAGAUAUUUCAUCUGAUCCAGAGGUGGAUGAAUCUGAUCUGUCCCUGAGGAAGCUCGAAGAGCUACACAGACAGCUCUAUACACUUCAAGAACAGAAGAGAACCCGGUUGAGACAAAUUCAGGAUCAUUUGAGAAAUCUCGAGUCCCUCUGUUUGGUUCUUGGGCUGGAUUUCAGACAAACCGCCUUCCAGAUACACCCGAGUCUGGUUGAGUCAGAGGGAUCAAAGUGUAUAAGUAAUGAGGCACUUAACCAGUUAGCUUCAUCGGUACAACAACUGUACGAGACAAAGAUACAGAGAAUGCAAGAUCUUCAAGAUCUCCUGAUGACAAUGCUGGAGUAUUGGAACUUGAUGGAUACACCAGUGGAAGAGCAGCAGAGGUUCAGGAACAUUACGAGUAAUAUAGCCGCCACAGUGUCUGAAAUAACCGAACCCAACAGUCUUUCUCUGGAGUUGCUCGAACAGGUUAGAACCGAACUGUGUCGGCUGGAGGAGGUAAAGUGGAGCAAGAUGAAAGAACUUGUUCUAAAGAAAAGAUCGGAGCUGCAAGAAAUCUGCAGAAAAACACACAUCGUUCUUGAACCAGACAUCGUCGAUGAGAAUGUUAUGGAAGCCAUAGAAUCCGGCGAAGUGAACCCUGAAAAUAUACUGGAGCAAAUAGAGCUCGAGGCUGCGAAGGUGAAAGAGGAAGCUCUGAGCAGGAAGGAUAUCCUUGAAAAGGUCGAAAAAUGGUUUAGCACUCGUGAGGAGGAAAAUUGGCUUGAAGAGUACAACCAGGAUGAAAACCGGUACAACACUGGAAAAGGAACUCAUCUGAUCUUAAAACGCGCGGAGAAAGCUCGUAUACUCGUCAACAAGAUUCCGGGGAUGGUUGAGGCUUUAGUUUCCAAAACUGCGGCCUGGGAAUCAGAACGAAAAGCCGAGUUUCUCUACGACGGUUGUCGCCUGCUUUCGAUGCUAGAAGAGUAUACAGAACUGCGGCAAGAGAGAGAGCAAGAGCGCCGUAGAAAACGGGACCAGAAGAAGCUUCAGGGACAGUUACCAGUGGAGCAAGAAGCGAUUACAGGUUCAAACACGAGCCCUUUGAAACCAGCGGCAAGUGGCAAGAAAAGCCUCAAGGUGACGACAAACAAAAGGGUUGCUUCAGUAUCGUUGCCUCAGACUCCUCGACCGGGUUCACCUCAAUCAGCAAAGUCUAACACUCCUCAGUCACGUCUCAGUAGAAAGAUCGAUCAGAGGUUUUAGAACAGUCUUUUAUAUUUAAAAAAAAAAACGGACAAGAAACCGAAGAUGCUUGGCUCUCGUGGCUGACAUGCUUUCUCAUCUGGGAUGUGUGGCAGAACAAUGGCUUAGGCAUUGAUUGCUGUUUUACAGAGACAUAUGUGUGUGUGUGUGUGUAUAUAUAUGUUUGGUUCGUGAAAAAUCUCCUGAAACUCCUCAAUCUGCUGCUGUAUCAUUCUUAAAUCAUACUUAGAUUCUGAAAUGUGCUCAUUUCGAUAAAGGGUUCUUCAAAAGACUGGUCUGUCAUCAUCAUCAUCUUCUUCUUCAAAGCCCUGGAAUUCAAGCAAGAAAUAUCUCUUCGUCCAUGGCGAAAAGCUAAACAUUAAUUAAAGCAUGUGCGCAUACACACACACACAUAUAUAUAUAUAUGUGUGUAUGUGUGUGUGUUCAUAUUGGGCGUUGGAGAUUUUACUUUUCUCAGGUUGCUGUUCGAACGACAAAACUGUUCCUCUUUCGACAAAGACAGUUCUGUUAAAUCGAGUCUUGGCUUUUCCCAUAAUCUGUCAUAUCUCGUCUCCUUCGCACUAUCUGUCAAAACUUUACUACGUUUCUUUUUGUUUAUAUUUACUUUUUUUUUCUUAUAAAAAAAAUUUACUUUAUUUC